Molecule: messenger RNA, 4461 nt
Organism: Rhodotorula toruloides NP11
Lineage: Eukaryota; Fungi; Basidiomycota; Microbotryomycetes; Sporidiobolales; Sporidiobolaceae
Product: ABC transporter
Exons: 18
Coding region: 1-4461 (1486 amino acids)
Biological process (GO): transmembrane transport
Cellular component (GO): membrane
Molecular function (GO): ABC-type transporter activity; ATP hydrolysis activity; ATP binding
Source: RefSeq, a predicted model, not a curated record
AUGCCCUCGCCCACGAGCACCGUCACUCGCGCAGAGAGCCACGAGCGCGACUAUGACAAGGCCGAGAAGGGCGGGUCCGCCGCGAGCGCGAGCGACAAGGAGGGUCAGCAGGAGGACGUCGACAAAGGGCUGCCGAUGGCCGCGUCGAACGACAUCAAGGGGACGGAUAUCGCGCACAUCAAGCGCAGGUGGUGGUUGCCCAAGCCCAGGGAGCCGUACAAGUCGUUCGAGGACGCAGAGGAGAUCCCCUUCGCCACCGCCAACUUCCUCUCAAAGAUCACCUUUUAUUGGAUUCAGCCGAUGCUGAUCACGGGCUACCAGCGCACGCUCGUCCCGACCGACCUCUGGAAACUCCACGAAGACUUCCAAGCCUCUUUCCUCGCCGACAGGCUCGUCGCCAACUUUGAGCGGCGACGAAAGGCCGUCGAGGCGUGGAACAAGGCGCUCGAGGACGGGUCGUACAAGCCCUCUGCGCUGCGACGGGCAUGGUGGCGCGUCGGCAAGGCCUUCGGCGGCAAGGGCGACGGGAAGCGACAAGUGGGACUCGCACUCGCCAUCUCGGACACGUUCUUCUGGCGCUUCUGGUCCGCCGGUAUCCUCAAGGUCAUUUCGGACGGCCUCCUCGUCACCUCGCCCCUCGUUACCCGCGCCCUCAUCACCUUCGGCACUAAGGCGUACGCAGCGCACCGCGGCAUCCCCGGCUACGAGCCUGACCCUAUCGGCGUCGGGAUCGGACUCGCCUUUGGACUCUGGGGCAUGCAGAUUGUCGCCUCGCUCUGCCUGCACUCGUUCUUCGAGCGCUCGGCCGGUACGGGCGUCCUCGUCCGUGCAGCCUUGAUCGCCGCCAUUUACCGCAAGGCGAUGGUCCUCUCCGGCAAAGCCCGGACAGUCAUCACGAACGGCCGCCUCGUCAAUCACAUCGGAACCGACAUCUCUCGCAUCGACUUUUGCGCCGGCUUCUUCCACAUGAGCUGGACAGCCCCGAUCCAGCUCCUCGUCAUCAUGGCCAUCCUCCUCGUCCAGAUCGGGCCUUCGUGCCUCGUCGGAAUCGCCUUCCUCCUCCUCAUGAUCCCCCCUCAGUCGUGGGCGAUGAAGAAGAUGUUUGGAUUCCGUCGCAAAGCGAUGGUGUGGACCGACAAGCGCGCGCGGCUGAUCGGCGAAUUGUUGGGCGGGAUGCGGAUUCUCAAAUUUUUCGCGUGGGAGAUUCCCUACCUCGCCAAGCUGCAAGAGUACCGCGCGAAGGAGUUGAGGCAGGUCAGGAACUUGCUCGUCAGUCGCGCGGCGACGACGGGCGUGGCCAUGUCCCUCCCGACGCUUGCGACGGUUCUUGCGUUCAUCACCUACGCCAGCACCGGACACCAGCAGACCGCCCAGAGCAUUUUCACCUCCUUCACCCUCUUCCAGCUCAUUCGCAUGCCCCUCAUGAUGCUCCCGAUGUCGCUCUCGACGAUUACGGACGCCAAGAACGCUCUCGGACGUCUCGUCGAGGUAUUCCUCGCCGACGAGCGCGAAGUCACGCUCGACGUCAACCCCACCGCCAAGUACGCCGUCGAGGUGACCGAUGCCGACUUCCAGUGGGAAUCGCCGCCUCCCGACUCGGCGCCCAAGUCGAAGAAGGAGCAGGCGAAGCUCGCUGCGAAGGUGAAGAAGGAGACGAAGAGCGCCAAGAAGGAGCGCAAGGAGAAGGAGAAGAAGGCCAAGGUCGAGCUCAAGUUGGCGGAGAACGCGCCUGCCGACCCGGAGUCGACUGAGAAUAGCGGAGAUGCGACGGCUGGCGUGCCGGAUGCGACGGGCGUCAAGGGCGAGCAGGACACGGCGGAUCCGACAACGACGCCGGAGGAGAAGGAGGUCUUGCAGCUGCGAGACGUCAACCUCAAGAUUCCGAGGGGACAGCUUUGCGCUAUUGUCGGUGCCGUCGGAUCCGGCAAGAGUUCGUUGUUGCAGGCGCUCGUCGGCGAGAUGAGGAAGACUCGCGGCGACAUCAAGUUCGGCGGAACGAUCGCCUACGCCGCGCAACAAGCGUGGAUGCAGAGCUGUUCGCUCAAGGACAACAUCCUUUUCGGCCAGCCGUACGACGAGGAGCGCUACCGCCGCGUCAUCCACGAUGCCUGCCUCGAGGCGGACUUGGAAAUGCUGCCGUACGGCGAUGCGACCGAGAUCGGCGAGAAGGGCGUCACGCUUUCUGGUGGCCAGAAGCAGCGCGUCAACAUCGCUCGCACGCUCUACUACCCCGCCGACAUCGUCCUCCUCGAUGACCCUCUGUCGGCCGUCGACGCCCAUGUCGGCAAGGCCCUUUUCGACAACGCCAUCUGCGGCUCGCUCGCAGGCAAGACCCGCAUCCUCGUCACGCACGCGCUCCACUUCCUCCCCCGUGUCGACUACAUCAUCUGCCUCGACCACGGCAAGAUCACGCAGGAAGGGACGUACGCCGAGCUUGUCGCUGACAAGGAGGGAGCGUUCAGUCAGUUGAUGGAGGAGUUUGGUGGCGACGUCGAGGAGAAGACGGAGGAGAAGGACGAGAAGGAGGAGGCGGCGGUCGAGGAGAGUGGCAAGGACGGCAAGAAGAAGAAGGACGACCAGCCGAAGGCCAAGGCGCUCAUGCAGGAGGAAGAGCGUGCGACGGGCUCCGUUUCGGGCGCUGUCUACGCGCGUAUCUUCCGCCUCGCGAAGGGAUGGUACACCUUCCCGCUCCUCUUCCUCGCCAUCGCGCUUCAACAGGGCGCGCAAGUCUUGGGAUCGUACUUGCUCGUCUGGUGGCAGGAGGACCAGUUCCACCAGUCGAUGGGCUUCUACGAGGGCCUCUACGCGAUGUUCGGUAUCCUUCAGGCCAUCUUCUCGUUCGUUAUGGGCGUUGCGACGACCAUCAUCGGCUACAACACCUCCCGCUCGCUUCACCACGCCGCGAUCAACGGCGUCAUGCAUGCGCCGAUGUCGUUCUUCGACACGACGCCGCUUGGCCGCAUCAUGAACCGCUUCUCAAAGGACAUCGACACGGUGGACAACACGCUGAGCGACUCGUUCCGCAUGUUCGUCUCAACCGCGAGCAGCGUCAUCGGCGCCAUCGUCUUGAUCGCCGUCGUCCAGCAAUGGUUCCUCCUGGUCGUCGCUUGCAUCCUUUGCCUCUACGCCUUUGCCGCCCGCUUCUACCGCCAGUCUGCCCGCGAGCUCAAGCGGCUCGACAACCUUCUUCGCAGUUCGCUCUACGCGCACUUCAGCGAGACGCUCUCCGGCAUGGCGACCGUCCGCGCUUACGGCGAGCAGGAGAAGUUCCUCAAGCAGAACGAGGCGUACAUCGACCUCGAGAACAGGGCGUACAUGCUCACCGUUGUCAACCAGCGAUGGCUCGGUCUCCGCCUCGACUUCUUCGGCAGCUGCCUCACUUUCGCCGUCGCCAUGUUCUCCGUCGGCACACGGACGAGCAUCUCGCCAUCGCAGACCGGUCUCGUUCUCUCCUACAUCCUCACCAUCUCGCAAGCCUUCUCUUGGAUGGUUCGCCAGGGCGCCGAGGUCGAGAACGACAUGAACUCGGUCGAGCGUCUUCUGCACUAUGCCAACAACCUCGAGCGUGAGGCGCCCGCCGAGAUCCCCGAGACCCGUCCGCCCGUCGAGUGGCCGUCUGGCGGCGCGAUCGAGUUCAAGAACGUCGUCAUGCGUUACCGCCCGGACUUGCCUCCCGUCCUCAAGGGCCUCAACUUGAGCGUUCGACCGGGCGAGAAGAUCGGCGUCGUCGGCCGAACAGGCGCUGGCAAGUCGUCCAUCAUGCAGACGCUGUUCCGCAUCGUCGAGGUCUCUUCGGGCACAAUCGAGGUCGACGGCAUCGACAUCUCGAAGCUUGGACUCGCCGACUUGCGUAAGAAGAUCGCCAUCAUCCCGCAAGACGCGCUUCUCUUCGCCGGUACCGUCAGAACCAAUCUCGACCCGUUCGCCGAGCACGAAGACGCCGAGCUGUACGACGCGCUCAAGCGGGCAUGGCUCGUCGACCGCGACCAGCCGCCCCCUCGCGCCAGCAUGGGCGACAAGUCGUCCGAGCCUUCCUCCGCGUCUACGCCUACCGCAAGCCGCUUCACGCUUGACCUCGCCAUCGAGGACGAGGGUCAGAAUUUGUCGGUUGGUGAGCGGAGUCUUGUCUCGCUUGCGAGGGCGCUCGUCAAGGACUCGAAGAUCAUCGUGCUUGACGAGGCGACGGCUUCCGUCGACUUUGCGACCGACUCGCGCAUUCAGGCGACCAUCCGCAGCGAGUUUAAGGACAAGACGCUCCUCGUCAUCGCUCACCGCCUGCGCACCAUCAUCGACUCGGACCGCGUGCUCGUUAUGGACGCCGGUGCAGUCGCCGAAUACGACACCCCCAUCAACCUCUUCCGCGCUGGCGGCAUCUUCCACGGCAUGUGCGAGCGGAGCGGAAUCACUGAGCGGGACAUCCUGGAGACGGAGUUUGCGCUGCCGGCUCAGCAGGCGGAAUGA